Messenger RNA from Malus domestica (apple), 5551 nucleotides. Lineage: Eukaryota; Viridiplantae; Streptophyta; Magnoliopsida; Rosales; Rosaceae. The record is from RefSeq and is a predicted model, not a curated record.
UUUAUUAUUGAAAUAAUUAAUGAUGUUUAUUAAAAUCAAGGAACCUUAAUUAAAAAUUAAAUUGUAAUAAGAUUUCAAUCAAUGAGGUUGAAAAAAAGAGAGAAAUCUAAUUUCUUUUUUAUUUUUAUUUUUAUAUUUUAUUUUUAGUGUUGUUAGGUGAGUUAACAGAGUUUAAAGGGUAGUUAGUGGUAAAACAGGCGUCAAGAUAUGAGAGAGGUCACACAAAAUUUUGAAUGCAAAAGAUUUGAAUUUCGGAAGGAAGGUGAGGUGAGUGGGAUAAUAAAAGUAACGCGCUUGGAAAUUGGUUUGGUCACUUCUCUCUCUUAAACACUAGUGUUUGUACCCGACCCCAGCAUUCUCCCAACCCCCCCCCCCCAGCUUUUAAACCUUUAUUUCGGAAAAGGAUUCCCACGGGAUCCUCUUUACGAGGAUCAAGCAAUUUUAUUAUUGAGUGAUCAUAAAUUAUUUAAAAUUUAAAAUUACAAUAAAUAGUAUAUAACGAAAACUAAUCGUAUAAUAUACGAUAAACGAAUAUAAUUGUUUGAUCUCCGAGAUUCUUACAAAAAGAAAUCGACGGAAAUCAUUUUUCCUUUAUUUCUUUUAUUUGGCCGUCUCUUAGUGCGCAGAGGGAGGUCCCAUCCCACGUGUCCCUUUUAUCACCAUUUACCAUUGUCCUCCACGCACUAGCAAACUUCCUUGAUCUGGAGGAAAUUCCACCUUUCUCUUUUUUAAGUCCUCCACUAGGGAUAUAAUUAUAAGAAAAAUUAAUAAAAAAAAUUUGAAAGAGUUUUAACGAUAAAGAUAAAAUAAAAAAUGAAAUAAAUAAUGUCAAAAUUAAAUUUUUAAUGUAAAAACAUAAUUUUUAAUUAAAAUAAACAGCACCAUAAAUUUUUCGUUAAAAUUUCUAUAUUAUAAACUCUCUUCCGUUUGAAUGCAGAUUGUUUCUGCGCUGAAAGUGUGCGCAAUUUCGUCUGUAUAUUUUUUAUUGUUUAAUCUCUGAUGAUUUUCUUGGAACAUGCGUAUAUUUUUUAUUGAAAGAUGCUUUACAGAAAGUGCUUUUGGACAAACUUUCCUUUAAUUAAGCAUAUUUAAAAGAAAAUUUUAAAGUAGCAUCAUUAUCAAUUAUAAAGUAUUUUUAAGUAUGUGAAAGUGACUAAUCCUUGUUUCUCCAAAUUUUCAAUUUUUGUUCUCCAUGGAGCCUUUGUAACUUUGUGCACAGACUACAAUUUCAAUUUUUCUGUGGUAAACUCUAAUCUAGUCUCAGGUGCGACUGUAGUUCAGAUUCUCCUUCUGCUAUCUGAUCCAUGAAAUAGAGAGAUGGAGUUGAUUGGCCUCAUUCAAGUUUUCAACAUCAUCGUCAUCGCCAUCGGGACUCUGUUUUACAUGUGCUGCAGAUCUUUGACAUUUUCUUCUUCUUCGUCUUCUGCGGUUAAUUCUGCUGUAGCUGAUUGUGCUGCUGUUGCUGAUGAUGAGGAUGAGGAUGCUGAUAUCCCCCCACGUCGAGAAAAGUAUGAUGUGUUUAUCAGUUUCAGAGGUGAGGACACCCGCCUUGGUAUUACCAGCCAUCUUCGUGCUGCCUUACUUCAGAAGAAAUUGGAAACAUACAUCGAUAACAGACUAAAGAGAGGAGAAGAAAUCAGACCUGCCCUUCUAGAAGCAAUCGAGAAAUCCACCAUUUCGGUGAUCAUUUUCUCACAAAACUAUGCUUCUUCCACAUGGUGUUUGGAUGAGCUUGAGCAUAUACUCGAAUGCAAGGAAAGAUAUGGCCAGAUGGUUAUACCCAUAUUCUUCGACAUCAAUCCAUCUCAUGUACGAAACCAACACGGGAGUUAUGCGGAUGCAUUUGCUCAACUUGAAAAGCGUUUCCAUAACAGUAUCCACAAGGUGCACAAGUGGAGGGAUGUCUUGACGACUGCGGCCAAUCUAUCUGGCUUUGAUUAUUCAAACAAAUACGGGACGGAGGCAGAUCUAAUUCAGAAGGUUGUCGAUCAUAUUUGGAUACAACUGUGUCGCGAAUCAUCCCGCGAUUUAAAUGGGUUUGUUGGAAUCGAAAGCCGCAUCAAGCAGAUCGAAUUGCUGUUAGGCAUUCAUUCACAGGACGCUUGCAUCACUGUCGGUAUUUGGGGCAUGGGUGGUAUUGGCAAGACCACCCUUGCCGAGGCUGUAUUUCGCAUACACUCUUCUAAAUUCGAAGCUUCUUGUAUUCUUAAGAAUAUUAGGGAGAAAUCAGAACAAGAAGGUGGACUAGAUCACUUGGAAGAAACACUUCUUAAGGAGAUAUUAAAGGAAGAAGUUUUGCCGGUAGGAUCAACUUUGGUUGGAGAAAGGCUCAGUCGUACAAAGGUCCUCAUUGUUCUAGAUGACGUGACUGAUUCAUGGCAAAUGGAACGUUUAGUUGGAGAUCGUCUCCGGUAUGGCAGUGGAAGUAGAAUCAUUAUCACAAGUAGAGAUAGGGGCACACUUGGGCAAACUGUUGAAGAGGCUAAGAUCUACGAGGUUGAGGGAUUAAAAUCGAAAGACGCUCUUCAGCUCUUCUGUUUGCGUGCUUUCAAGAAUAACGGUGCUCGUAGAACAGAUUUUAAGGAGUUGGCAGAAAAGGUGGCGGCUUAUGCUGGGCGCGUUCCUUUAGCUCUUACAGUUCUGGGGUCGUUGUUCUACAAUUGCAAGAGCGAAGAAGAAUGGGUAGAGGAAUUCAACAAAUUGAAACAAUUUUCCCGCAAAGAUAUUCAGAAAGUGUUGAGAAUAAGUUAUGAUGGAUUGGAACAAAAUGAGAAGGAUAUAUUUCUGGAUAUAGCAUGUUUUCAUAAAGGGAAGGAUGUGUAUUUGGUAAAACGAAAGUUAGCUUCCUGUGGACGCUUUCCGAAAACCGGAAUUGAUAUUCUCAUUAAUAGGUGUCUCAUAUCAAUUGAUUCAAAGUGGGGAAGCGAAAUCAUAGAGAUGCACGAUUUGCUACAAGAAAUGGGAAGGACAAUUGUUCAAGAACAAUGUAUUAAAGAUCCUGGUAAACGGAGUAGGUUGUUCACUGCUGAGGAUGUCUAUUGUGUAUUGAAGAGUAACACAGAAACUCCAAAUGUUGAAGCCAUACGGGUUGAUUGGUCUUACAUUGAAAAGCGAGCAUUGAAACGUGCAGACUUCAAAAAGAUGUCUAAACUAAUAAUGCUAAUUGUGGAUGGUGGCUACACAUUCACCGCUUCUCUAGACCUUCCCGAUUCUCUUCGUUAUCUUGAGUGGUGGGGAUAUCCACUGGAAUCUUUGCCGUCAAAAUUUUGUUCGGAAAAUCUAGUUGAGCUUCAUAUGCCAUAUAGCAAAGUUAAGAAGCUUUGGAAAGAAGAGCAGAUACUUGUCAACUUACAAGUUAUCAAUCUGUACGACUCCAGAUUACUAACUGAAAUUCCUGGGUGUUUUCAACAUCUCCACAAGUUUACUCGUCUUGAGCUUGAAUGCUGCAUGAGUCUCAAGUAUCUUCCAGAGGUGUCAGGAAAUCUUCAACACUUAAAUUUACAAAGCAGUGGUGUAAAGGAGUUGCCUGAAUCAGUUUGGUCUAACGAAAAUAUUUCCUACUUGAAUAUAAGUCAUUGCAAAGACCUUGAGAAACUUCCAAGCAACAACUGUGAGCUAAAAGUCUCUAAUGUUUUGGGUAUUGAGAGCUGCACAUCUCUUGGCGAGUUUUCUGAGCUUCCCAGGGAUAUAACUAAAUUAUCAUUGGUUGGUUUCAAGAGACUUGUGAGUCUACCAACCCACAUUUGUAAGUUGAAAAAUCUAAAGGAACUCAAUCUCUAUGGCUGCUAUGAACUUGAAAAAUUCCCAGAGAUCUUGGAGCCAAUGGAACAUUUGGUGUCUCUUCGUUUGCAAGGGACAGCUGUCAAAAUGCUUCCUUCGUCUAUUGGAAAUCUAAUUACUCUUCAAACUUUAGACCUUAGUGGCUGCAAGCACCUUGUGAGUCUACCAACCAACAUUUGUAGGUUGAAAAAUCUGAAGGAACUCAAUCUCUAUGGCUGCUUUGAACUUGAAAAAUUCCCAGAGAUCUUGGAGCCAAUGGAACAUUUGGUGUCUCUUCGUUUGCAAGGGACAGCUGUCAAAAUGCUUCCUUCGUCUAUUGGAAAUCUAAUUACUCUUCAAACUUUAGACCUUAGUGGCUGCAAGCACCUUGUGAGUCUACCAACCAACAUUUGUAAGUUGAAAAAUCUGAAGGAACUCAAUCUCUAUGGCUGCUCUGAACUUGAAAAAUUCCCAAAGAUCUUGGAGCCAAUGGAACAUUUGGUGUCUCUUCGUUUGCAAGGGACAGCUGUCAAAAUGCUUCCUUCGUCUAUUGGAAAUCUAAUUAGUCUUCCAACUUUAGACCUUAGUGGCUGCAAGCACCUUGUGAGUCUACCAACCAACAUUUGUAAGUUGAAAAAUCUGAAGCAACUCAAUCUCUCUGGCUGCUUUGAACUUGAAAACUUCCCAGAGAUCUUGGAGCCAAUGGAACAUUUGGUGUCUCUUUGUUUGCAAGGGACAGCUGUCAAAAUGCUUCCUUCGUCUAUUGGAAAUCUAAUUAGUCUUCAAACUUUAGACCUUUGUGGCUGCAAGCACCUUGUGAAUCUACCAACCAACAUUUGUAAGUUGAAAUAUCUGGAGGAACUCAAUCUCUCUGGCUGCUCUGAACUUGAAAACUUCCCAGAGAUCUUGGAGCCAAUGGAACAUUUGGUGUCUCUUAGUUUGCAAGGGGCAGCUGUCAAAAUGCUUCCUUCGUCUAUUGGAAAUCUAAUUAGUCUUCAAACUUUAGACCUUCGUGGCUGCAAGCACCUUGUGAGUCUACCAACCAACAUUUGUAAGUUGAAAUAUCUGGAGGAACUCAAUCUCUCUGGCUGCUCUGAACUUGAAAACUUCCCAGAGAUCAUAAAGCCAAUGGAACAUUUGAAGUACUUAAAUUUAAGUGGAACAACGGUUAAAGAGCUACCAUCAUCAAUCGAGUUUCUCUCUGCUCUCAAAAGAAUUAAACUACAAGGUUGCAAACGGCUUUCAAGUAUCCCAAAGAGCAUUUGUAAGUUGAAAUGUCUCGAGGAACUCAAUCUUUCUUGGUGCUCUACACUUCGAAACUUCCCAGAGAUCUUGGAGCCAAUGGAAAAUUUGAAGUCCUUAAAUUUAAGUAGAACAUCAGUUGAACAGGUAUACACAUCAUCAAUUGAAUUUCUCCCCGCUCUCAAAAAUAUUGAGCUAAAAGGUUGCAAUAAGCUUUCAUGCAUCUCAAAAAGCAUGUUGAAAUAUGUUACAAGACCUGAUGCGUAUGAAACAAGUGAAAGUGAUGAUCAUGGGUCUGAAGCCAGUGAAAUUGAAGAUGAUUCGGACUUAUAAUCCAACAAUCUUAAGCAUCGUUAUCCAAUAGAAUUAGGAAAAACUUUACAGCAAAUUUUGUACUUUGAGAGCUCACUUGUCUGUCCAAGAAAUAAGAUGACAAAAUAGGCAAGGCUUUUAGUAUUUUAGUAUUGUUUAUACUUUAUACAUUAUAAAGCGCAAGUUAUGGACAAGUGUCUAAUAUCCUAUUUGUUAUCUUUUAAAACUUGAUUUACAA